Messenger RNA from Sardina pilchardus (European sardine), 4614 nucleotides. RefSeq lists its product as uncharacterized. NCBI's taxonomy places the organism in Eukaryota, Metazoa, Chordata, Actinopteri, Clupeiformes, Clupeidae. The transcript is spliced from 10 exons. Bases 215 to 1612 code for a protein of 465 amino acids. Gene Ontology annotation, biological process: regulation of gene expression. Gene Ontology annotation, cellular component: nucleus. Gene Ontology annotation, molecular function: DNA binding; POU domain binding. The record is from RefSeq and is a predicted model, not a curated record.
UACGUGUUGUUGGCGCUUACCUGGAGAUGCGCAUGUGAAACAACCAAACUAUAGGCUAAUUUUAAAUUUAAACUCACCAUAAAGGAAUUAUGCUUGACCUGUAGGUUAAAACCCAAACGCCGUAUCGAAGGAAGAUACUUUUGUUGCCAACACAUCGUUUUACUUCUACCUGGGAAUAACUAGAACCAUUGAGUCCACCUGCUACGCUCAAAUCAUGCGUUCGACAGCCUCAUCAUUGGAGGUCCGUAACGGUGAGAGUGCCCGACUCUCAGUUCCGCCAUUAAAUGGUUCCAAACGCUCCAGGUGUAAAACUGAGGAAAGUUAUCUUGGAGUCAGAGUACGCAUGCCUGUCAGGGACUUGUUAAGAAACAUACGCAUAGCGAAGGGAAUGGAUCCCAAGGAUAUCCAGAGAAUGUCUGGGAAAGCAUCAAAAGGAGACAAAAAACGAGUCAAGUCUUCAGCAGAUCGAAGAAACAGUCAGAAAAAACGUAACUCGGUGGCUCAGGAGGAAUUGUCCAUCAUAGUGGAGGUGUUGGAGGAGGACCUCAAAAAGAGCACAUCCACACACCAGCCCAAUAAAUUGCUUGCCUCGGCCAACAGGCCCGAGCACAAUCCGCUGCCUGAAGAGUUCUUCCCCCAGACAUACUUUUGUGAGCUCAGCCAGAAAACGGAGAUGGUCCCAUCUCCAGAGCCUCCCUCUCCUCCCGCUCCCUCCUCUCCUGACAGCUUCUUCUCCUUCCCAUGUGCAGAAUAUCGGAAGAGCUAUUCCGUCCUUGCUGACAGCUUCAGUGACUACAGUAGUGAUGAUUCUGAAGACUUCCGAGCAAGUCCACAGCAGUAUGUCCCUGAUUCCCCCAGCUCAGGGGACUACCAGUUCCCCUCGUAUCAUGACUCCUGUCAAUCCAGCCCAGAAUCCGCCUGUGACUUUGGUCUGGACUACGCUGAGGGGUCGGCGACAAGUCAGGGGUUGCACAAUUUUUCUCAACAGGGUUCCUAUCAGCAGAAGGAGUGGUCCAAUGACUUCUUCUUCUGGAACCAACUGGAGAGGGAGGGGAACCUUCUGAAACGGUUCUCUAACAGGGAGCUGCUGGUACCUGACAGAAAUGGAAAAUUGUUGCUUCAUCGAUUGGUUGAAGAGGGCAAGCGGGCACCUGUGUACAUUAUUGCCAAAAGAAUGGCGGACCUGAUGCAACUGAACGCCAAGGAUCAGGAGGGGAAGACUGCUCUCCAUAUGGCUGCAGAGAAAAACCAGCAUGUGAUGGUGGCUGACCUGAUCAGUUUGGGUGCUAACAUCAACGAGAGGGACCAGGGUGGAAAAACGUGCCUCCAUCUCAGUGCAGAAAACGGCUAUGUCAGGGUGCUAGAGGUGAUUAAGUAUGCAAUGAGAGAUGGAGUGCAUGUGGAUUUGGAGGUUAAAGAUAUGAAUGGGCUGAGCAUCCUGCAGAGCGCGGUGGUGGCCCUCAGUGGCACGGUGCAGGAGGGCAGCGUUGGCAGGCUCCCGCAAGACCAGGCCCGCCUCAGCGCCCUGCGCAAGGAGCAGAUGAUGGAGACGCUCGAGUGUCUCCUGCAGAUGGAGAGCAACGUGCACAACGUGGAGAUCUGCAUGACCUAGCUGUGGCCUGCCCGCCAUCACACACCUUUUAGUUCUUAUGAACUUCACAUGUGUGUAUGUGUGUGUGUAUGUGUGAGCAUCUGCAGAAAGAAUGCAGUCUUGUUAACUGACGGUACAUGUUUCUGAGUGAGUACAAGCUUGAACCUGUCUCAGAAGAGAGUUCAGAAGAAGAAGAAGAAGAAAAGCCAACAGUAGUUGGAAGGCCAGUUGUUUAGUUUUGUUUUUUAGAGAUAGAGAGAGAGAGAGGAGUAUCUUCUUCUGGACUUCAUCUGGGCUUAAGGGUCAAAGUUAUGUAUUAUGCAGCCAGAGGGUAUUUGCAGAAUUCUGCGAUUAUCACUGAGGCUGCUCAUUAGCUGGUUUCUAUGGAAACUUUUUCUGUUUGUUACAUUUCUGUGGUACAUGAAGACACACAGGUCGAGUAUACUGUGUGAUCUGUCUAUGUUUAUAAAGUUGUGUAUCCCGCGCCUCCCCCCGUGUCACCGCCUUUAUUCAGGUAGUGAGGUAAUGUGAGGGAGUGCAGCGUGGCAUGCUUAUGUUUUUUUACAUGUUACAUUGUAUUUUAUUAUGACUUUGUAAACCAUUAAUGGUGCAGUCUACAAUUCCAAUCCCAAUAUACUUUUCGUCUAAGAGAAAGAAAAGGAAACGAUUCCCUAGGUCACUAAUUUUUGCCACAGUAAAACUUUGAGUGCUCAUUAAAAUGGCCUACAGUAGGUCAUCAAUGGGAAAAAAAGAAAAGAAUUAAGGCACUUCUGUCAAAAUUGAGGCACUUCUUUAUUAGAUAUUUGUGACACAGCUGCAUGUUUCAACUUUUAAUCUUCGUCAGGGCAUGACUUUUUGUCAAAUUGAGAACAUUUCUCAUCACAGUCUUCUAGUUAUUAAUUUUGUCUAUGCCCAGAGAAGUGACUAGUGACUACAUGCCGUCCUUGCUCUGUAAAAGUGACAUGGACCAAGCUAUAAACUAUUUUAGCCAAUUAGCACGUCGCUUCGCGAGCAUAGAAAGGAUAUGUGAUAUGAUUUGUAUGCUCGUCAGAAUUGCAGACUACACCUUUAAUGGCGUUAUUUAUAUUUGAAUUUGGUGGAGGACCUCUGUAAGAAAGCUUGUUUAAUUUUUUGAAGAACUGAGUGAUAAUCAAUUCAGAAAAUCUAAAAAAAAUAGUUGUGAUUUAUUUCUAACUUCAGUUUGUUUGGUUUGAAGGUUUCGUGAGGCAAGUUCUAAAUCUUAGUGAUUUAUAAGUUAUGCAUGUUAUGUGCAUUGUUUCACCUCUCUGAAUACCUAUCUGACUGUCUGGAGAGCACAAUUUACAAUCACUUAAAUAGCAGGGAUUUAGCACGGCAGCAUUAACUUUGGGCAGCUGGUGGGGGAAUGAGUAAAAUUUCCCCUCUGGCUUUUUAGUUUUUCAAAAAGAAAAACUGCAGUGCUCACUAGUGCUCACGGUAAUACGCUAAGCUCCUUACCUCGAGAUUUUAACCACUCAACUCUGGUAUGAUGAUGAACCUGAAUUAGUUUGGUUUUAGUGGUUGUACUCUUGCAUAACUUGCAUAAGCAAGUUUGGCGAUGAGAACUUCAAAUGCAGGUCAUUUUUUGUGGUUACAUGCAGAACAGAGAGUUCAAGGACACUCAUAACUUAUAUGGCAAUACAAAUAAAAAUAUAACCUAAAACAGGUUACCGUUAUUUAAAUGUUGCCUCUUGUUUUAGUUCAUUUGUUUUCUGACUUGGAUAGCUUAAUACCCAUCAGUUCCAUAAUUUUAUACCUCCUGAGCUGAUUUAUUCCUGUCUUUGUUUAUUGAAUUAUGUUUAAGAUAGCAUUUUGUACUUGCAUGUGUUCCAUUUCAGUAUGGAGUUAUCUUUAUUGACUUACAAGCGAUCUCACUAACGUUGAAUUCCCAGUACAAAAUAUUAUUUGUGUCAUCAGAGUCAGAUAGGGGAAAAAGAGAAAACGUGUAGUUGAGUUGUAAGGUAUAAAAUGUUGUGUAAUGUAAUUGUGUUUUUAAAGCUAUGUUUAUUAAUAAUCGUUAAUUUUGCAUGUCAUAGGUCACAUUUUGAUAUUAUGAUUAUUAUUAUUAUGAUGAUAAUGACUGUAUUAGUACAGACUAUUUUACUUUAUUUCUUAUAAUGUGCAUGUAAUGCAUUUGCAAUGUUGUUUAAGUACAUUUUGUUUUGUGUAGUAGGUGGUGGGGAUUAUAGAAAAUGUAUACAUAUAUGUACUGUACAUAUUUGACAACUGAGUAGUAGAGGGGAUGAAAGUGUACUUCCCAUCACACUUAAUAUGGAAGAAAAUAGUGGAGGGAAAAGAGGUGUUCGGUUUCAUAUCCAAUGAAUAAGACUGUGAGGUGUUUAAUUUUAAACACUUUAAGUUGAGUUGGGUUUAGUUUAAGUUUAAAUGGAUUUUAUUUUUUCACAUUAUUGUGUCAGGGAUAUAAUCUUAUGUACAACAUUAAAAGUAUGUAACUUUUUGGCACGUGCCAAAAAGUUACAUACAUUUUUUUUUCCCAAAGAAUGGGUUGUAUCGCAUCUCCUUUUUUAUGCAAUAAUUUGUGACAUGUUUAUGAUUAUUUUUGAUAAUGUAUACAUAAUGUCUUGGGCGUGGUACUGAUAUGUGAUAUUUUUGUGAGUGUCUCUCCUGGUCUAACUAUUCUAAUGGCUGUGGCCAAUAGUACACACUAGGUGUGAAUGUGCACCUGAUCCAUUAUUGAGAAUAGUAACCUAUGCGCCCUUUUAUGUGCGUAUUGCGAGAGUGCACGAGAUAACUUGUUUGUUGAAAGCGAAGGACUGGGAGGGGGAUUCUGGUGAAUUGUGCAGAGCACAAAGGCCUGUGGGACUGAGUCGGGGCAGGAGGGACUCUCUCCGCUCAGGUUGGAUUUCACAACCUGCCCUGUGGUGCCUCGACCUCAUGCUUGCUGUCAGCACUCUUCACUUAUAUAUUUUGCUCCUACCUUCAUCAAAAACUUUCAUUAUGUUAUGCAUGUUAAAAAAAAAAAAAAUAUUACAAUAAAAUGCAUG